GGUUGAUCGGCGCGGGGCUGGGCAUUUGGUUUGCUCCGAUUGGCUGCGCUGUAGCAUUGCUGGCGUUCCAGCGCCUUUGCUACAGGUUGUAGGUUGCGAUCAGCGGAUCUGUACGGACCGGAAACCGGGAGGUACAUUUUAUAAAGCUUCAAGAUGUCAAAGCAACAGGCUCAGUUUACCAAUCCUGAAACACCAGGAUAUGUUGGAUUUGCCAACCUUCCAAAUCAAGUUCACCGCAAGUCUGUAAGGAAAGGCUUUGAGUUCACGCUAAUGGUUGUGGGAGAGUCUGGGCUGGGAAAAUCCACUCUGAUCAACAGCCUCUUCCUAACAGAUCUGUAUCCUGAGAGGGUAGUUCCUGGAGCAGCAGAUAAAAUUGAAAGGACAGUGGAAAUUGAAGCUUCCACUGUAGAAAUAGAAGAGCGGGGUGUGAAGCUGCGUCUCACAGUAGUUGACACUCCAGGCUAUGGAGAUGCCAUGAACUGUGUGGAUUGUUUUAAACCAAUCAUCUCUUAUGUGGACAACCAGUUUGAGCGAUAUCUGCAUGAUGAAAGUGGCUUGAACCGACGGCACAUUGUAGACAAUAGAGUUCAUUGUUGCUUUUACUUCAUUUCCCCUUUUGGACAUGGCCUGAAGCCUCUUGAUGUGGAGUUUAUGAAGGCUUUGCACAAUAAGGUGAACAUUGUCCCAGUCAUUGCCAAAGCUGAUACUUUGACGUUGCGGGAACGUGAGAGGCUAAAACGAAGGGUACUGGAUGAAAUAGAAGAACGUGGGAUCAAAAUCUACCACCUGCCAGAUGCAGAGUCAGAUGAAGAUGAGGACUUUAAGGAGCAAACAAGACUAUUAAAAGCCAGCAUCCCUUUUACAGUAGUUGGAUCCAACCAACUCAUUGAAGCUAAGGGUAAAAAGGUGAGAGGCCGGUUGUACCCCUGGGGUGUGGUGGAAGUAGAAAACCCAGAACACAAUGACUUCCUUAAAUUGAGGACCAUGCUGAUCACACACAUGCAGGACCUGCAGGAGGUAACCCAGGAUCUGCACUAUGAAAACUUCCGCUCGGAACGUCUAAAGAAAGGUGGUGCCAGCAAGGUAGAAAAUGUGGAAGUGACAAAGGACCAGAUGCUCCAGGAGAAGGAAGCAGAGCUCCGUCGCAUGCAGGAAAUGAUUGCAAGGAUGCAGGCACAGAUGCAGAUCCAAAGUCAAAGUGGAGAUGUAUAACAUUUGUAAUGGCCUUCGGUCAAUAUUUAGAGCCAAAGCGUUGGGCUAACAAGAAUUCACCUGUGGCCUGCUGUACUGUACACAAAGUGCUUUUUUUCUGGAUCUUUCAGAUGCCACUUGCUGUUACACUGCCUGUUUUGUAUGCUGUCUGUUACAAGUUUAGCAUUUUCUAAACACAGCCUAUAAAAAUAUAAUGCAGCUUUAUAUUUAGAUGCCAAGUAUGAAUGAUGAGACUGUACUUCUAUAUGCUUAUCGCAUCUUUUAAACAGGAAAAUGUCCUUUCAGCACUUCUAGCCUUAACCCCCUUUAACCCUCUACCUAAAUGUUCUAUGUCCUGCAAUGCAACUAAAACCCUGCAAGGGAUUACGCUAGUUUUUU
This is a messenger RNA of Xenopus laevis (African clawed frog), 1590 nucleotides long. RefSeq names its product septin 2 S homeolog (gene septin2.S). Gene Ontology annotation, molecular function: GTP binding. Gene Ontology annotation, cellular component: cytoplasm; cytoskeleton; septin complex. The coding region runs from base 154 to 1212 and encodes 352 amino acids. The record is from RefSeq and is a predicted model, not a curated record. The transcript is spliced from 13 exons. Lineage: Eukaryota; Metazoa; Chordata; Amphibia; Anura; Pipidae. Gene Ontology annotation, biological process: cell division.